AUGAAUAAUCAGCCAGGAGCAUCCGUUGGCUUAUCUGUAGGCACCAGCCAACCUAUGGAUGAGGCUCAGUUGAACCAAGCAAUGAAGCGACUUAAAACCCUGUACAUUAAAGCGCGGCGACUAAGAGAUACGAUUCCCAGAAUGCUAGAGCCUCUAGUUCAGAAGCAACCGUCUCCUGAUGCCAUGUUCAACGCGUUUGUCAAGGCAGUGAGCGACGCGCAAAUGGAAGUCAAGGAAUUCACAGACUUGAUGAGAGAUGAAACAAACAGACAAGUGUUUGCUCAAGCAGAAAAGAGCAGGCAGGACAACCCCAUCGGCAUCAUGCCAUGGAGGCAUAAAGAUCAUCCAGAUUGGUUCAAGAUGGAUAAGGACUGA
Molecule: messenger RNA, 375 nt
Organism: Metarhizium album ARSEF 1941
Lineage: Eukaryota; Fungi; Ascomycota; Sordariomycetes; Hypocreales; Clavicipitaceae
Exons: 3
Coding region: 1-375 (124 amino acids)
Source: RefSeq, a predicted model, not a curated record